This is a messenger RNA of Trichogramma pretiosum, 6541 nucleotides long. Its product is annotated as midnolin homolog. The transcript has 7 exons. The record is from RefSeq and is a predicted model, not a curated record. Bases 1020 to 4223 code for a protein of 1067 amino acids. Gene Ontology annotation, cellular component: nucleus. Lineage: Eukaryota; Metazoa; Arthropoda; Insecta; Hymenoptera; Trichogrammatidae. Gene Ontology annotation, molecular function: protein binding.
UCGCGGCGGCGGCGGCGGCGGCGGCGGCAACGGCGACGGGACAGGUGCACCAGCCAAGCAGCAGCGGGCAUUUCAGUUGAUCGUGAGCAACGACGGCGCUCGGUUAUCCACGCGCGUAUCACACAUAUGCACAGUGGAUACUGCACACAGCGUAUAUUAGCGUAUACAUAGCAUUCGCAGCGCGGCGGAGAGGAGGAACAUUGUUAUAUAGGCAGCAAAGCAAAAGAAGAAUUUCGGUAAAACGCGCGUCGUCGUCUCCCGUCCGUUCUGUCGCGUCUGCGAGUGCGUAUAUAUGUUGUUCAGUGAACGCGAGUGCGUGUAUUAGACGCUCUUGUGCGCGCCCGUGGGAAAUCGCGAAUAAUAACGCCGCUAUAAUACAAGCACGCGCGUCGUAUCGAGAGCGAGAGCCGAGCAGCCUUAGAUUAUUUUUUACGUAUAACGUAUCGAUAUGUGGCGCAAUCGGAAAAUUGCGAUUUUUUCGUAAUUAACGAGAAAAAAAAAAUCUUUUUUAGUCGGCCACCGCACUCUUGCUUAUACGUUGAGUGUGUGGCCCCCGCCGCGGCCGUUCCCAUCUACUGCUGCUUCGUUAUAUUAUGAUAAUAGCAGCAGCUAGUAUAAUAUAGCCGUUGCCUAGUAGUAGUAGCAGCUCGACGCGCGAAGGAGAGAACGCGAUACGAGAGAGAGAGAGACGCGCUCUACCAGUGUAUAAUAUCGCAGUGUUGUGUGUGUGUGUGUUCGAAACCAGUGCAGCAGCCCGUGCGUGCGAAAAAUCGCAUCGUGUUAGCAACAGCAACGAAGAAAAAAAAAAUGAAAAUAACGUUCGUUGGUUAGCGAGCGCAGAGAGAAACAAGAAUUUCGAGAGAUUCUUUGGAUAAGUGUGUAGUUCAAUAGUGUUUCUAUAUGCGUGAGUGAAUUCAAUAAUAAAAAGUGAAAUAAUCAAGAUCCGAUUUGGUUCGUUAUUUGUUGUUGUAAUCCAGUAGUAGUGCAACGCUAACACACCCGUGAGAAAGAGGAGUAUAAUGAGCGAGGGUAAUCCGCGCGCUCCCGAGGGGGGUGUGCGAGGAGAAACUACGACAUCCUCGACUAGCGCGACCGGCAAUAGCAGCAGCGGUGGUGCUAGCAGCAGCGGCACCAGUGCCAGCAGCGGUAACAGUAACAAUACUACCGCCACUACCAGCCACGGUGUUGUCGGUGGCGUCGGUGGUGGUGGUGGUGGUGGUGUUGGCUCAGCGACGACCGCUGCAACCUCGUCGUUGGCGUCGUCCAAGAGCGGAGUCUCCUCGACUUCUAGCGGAAGCAUCGGCCACAUCGGCGCCUCGUCGUCGUCGUCGUCGAGCCACGCGGGGUGUGGCUGCCUCUUGGCCGCUGCCGCCAGAAGCAGCCUCAACGCAGUGACUGCUGCCGCGGCAACGCCCUCGAACAGUGGCAGCGUCAUGCCGACCGAUCCGAACAUAACCAUCAGCAUAACCCCGACGACGGGCGGCCAGUUCGACCUGGUGGUCGACAAGCGCGAGAGCAUCGAGAGUCUCAAAAAGAUCAUCUCGAAGAAGCUCAAGGUCGCCAAGGAGCGCAUAUGUCUGCUGCAUCGCGAGAGGCAAUUGAGGGACGGAUCGCUGGAAGAGAACAGGCUGCAGGACGGCAGCAGAUUGACACUGUUACCGAGCGUCGAAACCGGAUUACUGAAUCCCGCGCGUUAUCGGCCGCGCCGCUCGAGCAGCCCGUCGUCUUUGGGCCUCAUGUCAAAUUGGAAAAGGCUGCGCAAACGAUUUAAGUCCCGAGUGCAGGCAAUGGUGGCGGCAAUGGCAGCGGCGACGGCGGCGGCGACGAAGGCAGCUUCGGCGUCGGCGGCAACAACAACAACAACAACAACAACAAUACCAAUACCUCCUGCAUUCACAACAACAAUAUCAACAUCAACAAAAUCAACAACAAGCACUACUCCUAUUGGCACUACUACUAUCGCUAGCGCUACUGCUACGCCCAAUAAUAGCGUUGAAGUCUACGGGCAGAGCAGCAACAGCAGCCACCACAACAAGCUACAGCAUAGCGUUACGCUCUGCUUGCAGGCCCAGCGUCCGGAGCAGUCGGUCAUGCAGGCACUGGAGAGCCUGAGCGACUCGCAGGUCAACGAUUUUCUGUCGGGCAAGGCGCCGCUCAAUCUCACCAUGCGACUCGGCGAUCACAUGAUGCUGAUACAGCUGCAGCUGAGCACGGUGACGCCCGCGACGACGAGCGUCGUGGCCCAGGUGCCGCCCAGCGGCGCCGGUAGUCAGCAGCAGCAGCAACAAGUCAGCAACAAGCCUAUGGUCACAUCGUCGUCGUCGUCGUCGUCGUCCGCGACGUCGACGUCCAGUUUUCCAGCAGGCUGCAAAGUUCAACAACCCUCGCCGCAACAACAGCUGACGUCCUUGGAGUCGGCCACUCCCGACUCGUCGAUUCACACCGUCUCCAAGCGGCCGUCGUCGUCGAAUUGCGCCACGACGAGCGGCAGCAGCAGCAGCAGCAGCAGCAGCAGCAGCAGCAGCAGCAGCGGGUCUGCUACGAGUAGUACAUCGACGAGUCCGCAGCAACAGCCACAACCGCUCAAAUUAUUGUCACCGGUGACGACGCCCACCACCGCUACUACGGGCGUCAGCAGCAACAGCAGUAGCGUCUUCGACACGCCGAGCCCGACGCCACCCAGCACGCCGACCUCGCCCACGAUCGUCUUCUGUCCACAGUCGCAACAACAGCAACAGCAGGCGUCUUCGCCCGCGGCCAGUUCGUCGCCUACGCCAUCGUCGGCUACGUCGACGGCUGCAUCCACGUCGUCCGUCGGUCGGGCGUCGCCGCGCUACCGUCAGACUCUGAUGUCGGCGAGGCAUCCCUAUCACCAUCAUCAUCACCACCAUCACCAUCACCAGCAUCAAAUAACCACGCAUCAGCAGCAGCAGCAGCAGCAGCAGCGACCCUCCACGCGCAAACACAGCCAAGGAAAAUCGCCCUGUUGCAACGCACAGCAGGCCUGCAGCAGCAGCAGCAGUCCGGCGUCCGAGCUCUCGGUCACCCUCAAUCAGCAGCAAUGCGACUGCGUUAAAUUGCCAAAGAAAAAGCACCCGCAGCAGACGGCUGUGUCGGCGACGACGACCAGCGGCGGUGCAGCGACUGUAGAUCAAGCGCAGCAUCACCAUCAGCCGCCGCAGCAACAGCAGCAGCCUCAGCUCAGCGGGGCAAUGGCGCCGGGUGUGGCUCAUCAUCAUCAUCAUCAUCAUCAUCAUCAUGCAACAGCCGCCGCCGACAUGACGUUGCCCGAGGCGGUCGCGAUGAGCGGGGCUGCCGCGGCGGCGAGCCCCAAUGCAGCGACGCCCACCCUCGACACGCGGGCCCUCGUUGAGGCUUCGCGAAAUCUGACGCAGAAGCUGAAGCAGCUGUCGUCCGAGGAGAACGCGAAGCGUCGCCAGGGAGCCAUAAUCGAGAGCAUGCAUCAUCACGGCAAGGGCGUCUACACCGGAACGUUCAGCGGCACCCUGAAUCCGGCCCUGCAAGACCGUCACGGCCGACCGAAGCGUGACAUCAGCACGAUCAUUCACAUACUCAACGAUCUGCUCUGCGCCACGCCCGCGACCAGUCCCAACGGCCACUACAGGUAUCACAGGCCGGCGGCGGCCGCGUCCUCGUCCAGCGGCGGCGGCGGCGGCGGUAAUGGCGGUGGCAGCCAUCAUCAUCAUCACCAUCACCAUCAUCAUCACCAUCAUCAGCGUUCCUCCUCUACGGCGACGGCCACGCAGAGUUCCGCGACGGCGUCUGCGGCGGCCUCGUCCACGGUGGCUCCCGUUGCCAAUGCCGUGCAGUUCGUUGCUAACGCGCCCGUCACCUCGAUCGUUGGCCAGCCAACGCCGAUCGAACUGCUCAGCUCGACCAGUAGUAACGCCAACAAUGCCUAUCCAUUGUCGCCCGACGCUGUGCCGCACAAUAAUGACGAGCUGUCCAGAGAAAACGAGGCAACGAAGGGAAAGAUGGAGCGUCUCCGUCUCGUCAUGGAGCAACGACGCGAGAAGAUGCGCGCGAGGCGACAAGCUCGCGCGGCACCUUACACGACCAAAUGGGCGGCGGUGCCAAAUCCGGAUCCCAACGCCUCGGCUUCGGCCUCGACGGCGGCCAGUGCGAACGCCAACAAAACGACGGCCGACGGCCAAAGCGAACCCGAACUACAACCUUGCAGUCCCGAACCCGUUAUAGCUUAGUUGAAGCAGUCGACGAUUGCAAAGUCGUGCGUUUGAGGAAGAAAAUAGUAGUAUCACUGAUUCAAGUGAACCUCGCCAAUAUAAAAUUCGAUACGAACAUUGCGGUUACAACAGCCCGUAUGUGGUCGGAUACAUUAUUAAAUAAUUAUCCUUUUUUUUUGUUUUUUUAUUUGUUUUUGUUUUAAAUGACGUAUUUUUCGUACGUCUUCCUGUGAGGAUCGAUUGUAAGCACGACCAAAAUGUAGCUAAAUAAACUCAAUUUGAGGUUUUAUGAUCGAUUGAUCAUUUUGAAAGCAACAAGCAGAAGCUAUCAAUAUACAUAUUAUAAAUAUAUAAAUAUAUAAAUAAAUACUACAUGAAUAUAUAGAUUAAGUUUAGCUAAAUAAUUGUAAUACAUGUAAAAGAAAAGCGAGUCAACGCAACCAAGUUGGCGUACUAUGAUUAACUAUGCAAAGUAGGUUUAUAUGUUUGUAAUAAUUGAAGAAAUCGAUAUAUCGAGGCUUUGGUGUAGGAAAUUGAAAAUCUUGCACCACAUCAUCGAAAUUAACAUUGUAUCACCUUCUAUCUUUCUAUAUCUGUGUGCUGUGACGCUUUUGUUCCUUUUUGUAAAAAAAAAACUACCACUUGUUUAUUUGUUUAAGCGUUGUGUACCUAUAUGCUGCUAAUUCACAUAUAUUUAUAUUAUAAAUAAGGAAAAAAAGUUAAUCGACGCCCAACCACGUCCAACAGAAAGGUUUUCCUCCAACGAUGCGAGGUGGUAUUAGCAUUUCAACUUUUAAUACCCAUCGUUACUAUGGUGUAUGGCUUAUUGUUACGAAAAAUUCUAGAGAAGUUGUAACUACGUUUGGUUACGUGAGCGGACUCCAAGCCUCUUUUCUGAUGUAUGAAUUGUAGUUAAUUAAUGGAAUAAGAUACAGAACGUAAAAUAUGCCGAGCAGUCAUACACGUACACUCACUUGAAUGAAAAAAAUAAUAUUGCAAAAGUGUUCACUCAAACGAUGUUACUUUGUUUUUUAUAAAGUACAUCUUACAUGAAUAUAAUUUUUAUAUAAAAACAUAAGACGCAGAAUUUUUGAUCGUUUUGUUGUUUUCUUGUUAAUCUGCUGAAAGCCUCCAACCGCGAUUGCGUACUCGCAUGUGAAAUGGACCACUUUGCUCGAUUGAUGACAACCUUUUUUUAAAAUCUGAACCAUUGUCACAUUCAUGGUCAUUCAUGUAAAAUAGUAGCGUGAAAAAAUUCAAUUCAAUGGCUUGUGAGUGCUACUGUGGUUGUUCAAGUUUAUUAGGCACUAAAUACCGCAUCACUUCCUAGGUGUAACUAUAGAUUUUUCUUAGGCAAAUUAUUAUUGUACUGUCUUAUUAUUAUUACUAUCAUUAUUAUGAUAUUCAUUAAUAUUAUUGUCAUCAUUAUUAUCAUCAUUAUUAUUGUCAGCUCGAGACGUUGGUUAUCCAUAAAUAGCUAUACAAAUAUUUUCAUUGCAUUUCCACCAAUGAAGAUAGUGUAAUGUAAAUAAUAAAAGUAUUUGAACUUUGUCCGAGUACCAAAAUGAUGAAUGAGAACUGCUUGAUAAGUCAAGUACAUAGUCGAACUGCGAUUUUGCUUGAAUUUGUAUCUAGGCGUCUUGACCACGGCGUUACAUGUUGCUUAUUUGUUAUAAUCGUUGUUAUUGCGCUAAAAAGUUGCUUUAGCUGAAUUCGGUUCUUGAAAGAUCGCUUGUCCAAGCUUUAGUCUUGAUCAUUCUUAGUAAUUGAAUCAAUAAGCAAUUUUUUUUACUUAAAAAGCAAGAACUUUACUUUCUUCUUGUUCUUUCGUUGUGAUAUAAUAUUGAAAGAUUGUAAGAUGAUCGAGAUCACAGAAGCAGGAGAAACUUUCUUCAAAGUAAUAUUGACUAGUGUAAUAUUAUAUGAUGUGUAUUAUAUAAUGCUGCAUUAGUUGUUAAUAAUUACGAAUGCAAAAAUGUAUUCGAGUUGAGUUUAUUAAAUAUUUCAAUAUUUUUAGGAAAACAAUUAGUUGUUUAAACUUCCUUUAUUAAAUUAUCAUUUUAUACUACAUGUGAUUGUAGAAAUCUGUCGAUGUUUUGUGUGGCGCAAUUACAGUUUUAUAUCUUGAUUAAUUUCUGUAUUAAUCGCAGUAUGAACUUGAUGACAAUACAAUUAUAAAAAGAAAAAAAAAUCAUCAAGAUAACUCCGUGGUCUUCUUGGUGUAAGGUUAAAAAGCAAGUGUACAAUUUUCGUAUACACGCGAUACGAUUAGAAAAUACUUUUUUGAUUGUUUUUCGAUUAGCGCUGUCAAUAAAUCAAAAAUGCUGCAUUAAAAA